ACUCUCAAGACUCGGAAGCUGAGGGGGCGGGACCCGGCCUGAGAUUGGCUGUUGUCGGCCGACCCCCCUCACUGCAGUCCAUUCGCGCUCGCCGGUAGGCGCCUGCGCAAUGGGCCGGCAGUGGGGGGCGGGAAGCGCCUCGGGGCAGUGGAGCCCAUGUCGGCCUUGAGGCGCUCGGGCUACGGCCCCAGUGACGGUCCGUCUUAUGGCCGCUACUACGGGCCUGGGGGAGAUGUGCCCGUGCACCCACCUCCGCCCAUAUAUCCCCCCCGCCCCGAACCUCCCCAGCCUCCCAUUUCCUGGCGGGUGCGCGGAGGCGGCCCGACUGAGACCACCUGGCCGGGAGAAGGCGGAGGAGGCGAUGGCUACUAUUCCUCUGGAGGCGCCUGGUCCGAGCCGGGUCGAGCUGGAGGAAGCCACCAGGAGCAGCCACCAUAUCCUGGCUACAAUUCUAACUAUUGGAAUUCUGCGCGACCUCGGGCUCCUUACCCAAGUACAUAUUCUGUAAGACCAGAAAUGCAAGGCCAGAAUUUGAAUUCUUAUACAAACGGAGCAUAUGGCCCGCCAUACCCCCCUGGCCCCGGGACAAAUACCGCCUCGUACUCUGGGGCUUAUUACACACCUGGGUAUGCUCAGACCAGUUACUCCACAGAGGUUCCAAGCACUUACCGUUCACCUGGCAACAGCCCAGCCCCAGUCUCUCGUUGGAUGUACCCCCAGCAGGACUGCCAGACUGAAGCACCCCCUCUUAGGGGGCAGGUUCCCGGAUAUCCUGCUUCACAGAACCCUGGAAUGAGCAUUCCCCAUUAUCCUUAUGGGGAUGGUAACCGUAGUGUUCCACAACCAGGACCGACUGUACGACCUCAGGAGGACUCAUGGGCUCCUCCCGGUACUUACGGAAUGGGCACCCGUUACCCCUGGCCUUCAGCUGCGCCCUCAGCACCACCUGGGAACCUCUACCUGAGCGAGAGCACUUCAUCAUGGCCCAGCAGUGGCUCUCCUCAGCCCCCUCCAUCCCCACCACCCCCGCUGCCCAAGGACUCCUCGUAUCCCUAUAGCCAAUCAGAUCAAGGCAUGAACCGGCACAGCUUUCCUUGCGGGGUCCAUCAGUACGAGUCCUCAGGAACAGCGAACAGUGAUAACUCAGAACUCCUGGAUUCCCAGGUUCAGUACAGCGCUGCGCCUCAGCUGUAUGGUAGCGCCUCCAGCGAACAUCCCAGCAGUCAAGAUCAAAGCAAUAAUCUUCCUGAAGAGUGUUUAUCUUCAGAUGAGGGGACUCCCCCAAGUAUUAAAAAAAUCAUACACGUGCUGGAGAAGGUCCAGUAUCUUGAGCAAGAAGUGGAAGAGUUCGUAGGAAAAAAGACAGACAAAGCAUACUGGCUUCUGGAAGAAAUGCUAACCAAGGAACUUUUGGAACUGGAUUCAGUUGAAACUGGGGGCCAGGACUCUGUCCGGCAGGCCAGGAAAGAGGCUGUUUGCAAAAUCCAGGCCAUACUGGAAAAAUUGGAAAAAAAGGGAUUAUGAAAGGAUUUAGAACAAAGGGGAAGCCUGUUACUAACUUGACCAAAGAACUCUUGAUUUUGGUUAAUUACCCUCUUACUGAAAUGCCUGUUGACGACAAGAAGCAAUACAUUCCAACUUCCCUUUGAUUUAAAACUUGAAAAACUGGUAAAGGACUUGGAAGAACAUUUUGGUUAUGAGUUGUUUAGAGUUUUCAGACCAAUGAAUGUAAUAGGAAGCUAUGGAGUUACUGAUUUUGUCAGGUAGGCGUACCCUUUAGAAAUGUAUGUGUGUCAGCAAGCUGCUUCUUACCAGCAGGAGGGAAAUACACUUUAUGUAACAGGCUUACCAGAAACCUACCAGAUAAGACUGGAUAUUAUCUGAGACUAACAGGCUGUUUUUUUAAACAUCUGGAUUACUCUGUCGCAUUUUUGUACGUUGUGACUGCUUUCAACGUGUACUUCAUGUGUAAAUUAUAGCUUGGACUCCAGCCUUCUUGGACCUCUGUUUUGUUUUGUUAUUUGCAGUUCAGAAGUAUAGUAUUAUUCUCUACUUCUUGGUACAUUUUGUAGUAAUAUGUGAAUAUAAUUAUUCAAGAAACUAUAUUGACAGUAGGCAAUUCUGGAUGAAUUUAUAUCUUUUCACCACUUGAAUAUAAUGCAGUGUGUAGUGAGUUCCCAAGGAAGAUUGUCUCCUUUUUGGUACAGAUCGUUAGGUUAGAGUUUUACCACGUCUACUUUUUAUGUGAAUAUUGGAAGGUUAAUUUGGAAAAGGCAUGGGCACAGGAAUGAAAAUGUGGCCAUUUUCUUUUUUGCUUCUUAAAUUGUAUUUGGGUAAAGAUUCAUUUAACCUCCCCCCUCCCCCAAUUAUCUUUUCAUUACUGCUGCUUCCAUACUGAGCAACAUGAUAAACACAGAUGAAAAAUAAAAUGCCACAGUGAGUAGAAAUCAUAACCACAAAAGUAAUAAACAUGACCAUUUGGGAAUGCUGUUCCUCCAUCUGAAAUAUUAGCUUCACCAUCAGGACUCCUAUGAGCAGAUUUCAGCUCAGUUUAUAGCAGAAACAGUGAGGGAGGAAGAGGAUUCAUGCUCAGGGAAUGAAUCAGCCAUAGCUAGAUGGGAAAUUAUUGUGUUCUGUUAAAGGAAGAUUUUUUAAUCUUUAUUUCUCUAGAAUAAGUUGCAUGGACAGUAUUGCUUGUUUUAUAAAAAAGAUGUUUACCACCACUAGUAAUAGUCACUUUAGAGCCAGACUGAAGGAAGGAUAUUGAAAGGGUCUUAGCUGGAUUUGCGUGGGCAGCCCUGUGCUAUCACAUAGAAGAGAGGUACAUAACGUUUUACAUCUGAAGUGAGUCCCAGUAUACAGUAUCUGUUAUUGGAAAAGCCACCAUUUCUUAAUAAGAUAUCCAAAUGAUCAUUUUCUUUCUUGACUGCCAAGCCUAUUAAUAAGAUAAUAAAUCUAUCAGCCAUCUCCUCUCCUCACCAAUGCAAACAUAUUAUGUGAUAAGAAGAAAUAGAGUAUGAAUAUUGGCCGGGUCUUUUGUGUUGGUAUGAGUGAUUUUAUGAGAUAAUACGGUGACAAUUUUAUUCUAGGAUUUUUAGUUUUUGGCCUACUAUAGGAAUGUUAAAAAAAAGGCUUUUCUAUGAAAAUUUCAAAGUUUAUCUGAAAAUUUAGAAGGGGAAGAAUCUCAGAGCUAAGUUAAUAUAAAACUAGUGAGACAGUGAGAUAAUUCAGGAGAGAACGCUACUCUUUAACUGAGUGCCCAAGGUACCAAUUUCCCUGAAGUCUUGAUUUAUAUAAAGUCGUACAUUAUACACAUAUAUACAUAUACGUGUGUGAAUGUUAACAGUUUUUUUUAAACUUUGAGGUAAUUUUAGACCUGAAGAGUUGUAAAAACAGCUUCUGUAUACUCUCACCGUCUCCUUUUGUUACCGUCUUACAUAACUAUAGAACAUUUGUCAAAUUAAGAAAUUAGCUUCGAUAUAAUACCAUUAGCUAAAGUAGAGAAUUUUGAAAGUAGAGAUUUUCUUAGUCUUUUCAGUAAUGUCCUUUCACUGUUUCAGGAUCCAAUUCAGGAUCCUGCCUUGGAUUUAGCUGCCAUGUCAUCAUAGUGGCCUCCAAUCUGUGACAGUUUAGCAUGACACCUGAUGCGGUAAUGUACUUCUGGUGUUGUUAACCUUAACCGCCGCUAGGAUUCCCUGCUGUAAACUUACUGUGUUUCACUUUGUAGUGACUAAAUAUUCGCUGGAGAUGUUUGAGCUAUGCAGAUGUCUUGUUUCUGCUGAAACCUUGCCUCACUCAUUUUCACAUCCACUGGCAGACCUUGCUCAUGGCAGCUACGGCUGUGGUGUUCCAGCGGUGACUUCCUGUUUCUCUCAUUCCCUCUACCUUCAUUAACUGGAAUUCUUCUGUAAGGAAAGGCUAUUGCUUCUGGAUUUACAUUUUUUAAUUAUAAUAAGAUAUUCAGGAUAAGCACAAACUUAGAGUUGCAAACCAUGAUAGAAUGAUUCCAAAUGCCAAUAUCAAAGAAAGGAAAAUUCAAUGGGGAACCUGUUCCAGAAAAUAUAGUGAACUUCAGAAGGAAAAUAGUACUUAUGUUUUGUGGAUUUGGUUUUUUUUGACUUAGUAUUGACUCCAGGCUAAAUUCAAAUUUUUCUUGGUAUUUCACAUCUGGACUUUAAAAAGUGUCUAAAUUUAUAUCACUUGGGGGAUAAUUUUUGUCAAAAUCUUGAGUGAAGUUAUCCAGACCUAGCAUGUUAAACACAGCUGUCUUCUUUAUAAUAAGCCACUAUUAUUCCAAACAUAAAUGCCAGUACAAAUAGACAAAUAGACCCUAAUGAAGUAUUCGUGGGGUGAGCUAUGCUGGUCUCCACAUGGUUGGUGGGGAAUUCUUUUAAAUGCUUUGACGAAUAGGGUUCUGAAAAUAGGUUUUUAGUUGGUUAAUGUAAUACUGUUAAAGAUAGGCAGAUUUUUUUUUUAAGUUGAAGAAUGUAUUAAAUUGACAUAAAAAAGGUUUUUUGGAGGAUGGAUAGUUGAGACUGGAGUUUUUCAUCUUUUUUCUUUUUAAGAAAGUUAUGAAUUUAAAGACUCAAUUUUAUGGAAGUUAGGUGUUUAGGGGAAAGUCAAUUCUGCACAAAGGAGCAUUCAUGCUUCUGUUCCCACUCCCAUUUUUCCUUCUACAAAAGUAACCAUCAUCAAUUGUUUUUUAGAAAAAUUAUCUCCAUAUUUUUUAAUAGCACAAUUGUAUUGCUUCUUCUUGGUUUAUCAAUUUUAGGGGAUUUCUACUGAUUUUCUAUUACAGAGGAUGAAGGUUAGGUCUCUUUCUUGGUCUCUACCUUACACACAUCUCAGUCCCCAUCCCUCCAACUUCUCAGUCCAGUUACACAGUAAUUCUGUUGUACUUUCUUAUGACUGUGUAGACGCUAACCAGAGCUCAGUCAUGUAGUAAACUGUGGUUGCUUUUCCUCCUCUGAACAACCCCUUGUUUUCCCUGGAAGAAUCAUUUGUCUGAUUUGUUUUGUUUGCUUAUGUACUUAUGACUAAUUUGACCUCAAAUCCUCUAUCAUUUGUCUAAGUCUUCUCUUAAGAUGCCCAGACAUAUUUGAUCAACUUCAGACUCUUGAAGAAGUCUAUCCCGGAGUCUUCUGACUGGAGAGGAGCGCCCUUUCAUUCUGGAGCCUUCUGCUCAUCCUGGGGGUCCUCUCCACCUCUUCUGUUAAUUUCCUUUUUUCUGUAGCCUGCGUCUUUCUCUUUCUUAGUUUAUUCCCUCAUUUUGGUAGCGUGUUUUCUCCAGCAACUCCCUGAAAAAGGGUGCAUAGGAAAUAAUUUUUUUACAUCCUGGAUAUUGGAAAAUGUGUUUUCAUGAUCCUUUGUCUAAAACUUGGCUUUUCUCUUUAGGAGCCUUUAAGAUAUUUUUUGUCCCCUCUGUUCUGAAAUUUCCCAACAGUCUAGUGUUGGUGUGGGUCUGUUUUUGUCCAUUUUGCUUGGCACAUUUCAUUCUGGAACCUCCUGCUCUUACGUCCUAUAACAGCUUCUUGUUCCUUGUUCGUUUCCCGCUCUGCUGCCCUAAUAAUCUCUAUGACAUCUUGGGAUUGCUGCUGUUUCUGUUAACAGAACCCUUAGACUGAUCAACUUAAUCUUUUCUCUUUUUAUUUUUUGCCUUUUUGCCCUACUUUGUGGGAGAUUUACUCACUUUAUCUUCCACCUCUUUUUGAGUUUUACAUUUCUUCUGUUAUAUUUUUAAUUUCUGUUUAAUUUUUAAUUUUUUGCUCUCUGUGUUCUCUAUGGAAUUCUGCUCUUGCUUGUGAUUGUAGCAUUUUAUAUCUCUGAGGAUAGUAAUAAUUUCUUGGUAUUUUCUUCCUGCACAAUGCAUUUUCUCUGAAGUUGCUUUUUUUCUUUCUUGUUUGAUCUCCAUCUUUAUCAUGUUAGAGAUAUUUUUCAGAUAUCUAUUAGUUCUUGGUUGUGUUUUUUUUUUUUUUUACAGUGUUACUGUACUGGAGACCCAAAGUUGUUUCUAGAAAAUGCUUCCUGACUAUUCUGUUUAAUUUUCUUUUUUAUCAUAAUCUGUCUUGAAGGAGAUACUAUUUUAAGUCUGGGAUUGGGAAGGGAGGGUUAUCUGGGUACUUUUCACUCCUUUGUGAAAACUGCGUGGCUUUUCUCACCAGGACUGGUGGGCAGUAGCACAUUUGUUGUAAUAAAAAGUGAGGCAGAGGAGAGGCCAGCUGCUGAGAGGGAGGAUUUAGGGGUUUCUGAGAUCAGGGCAUAUUUUCUCUUAGCCAACCCUUAAAUGUUCUUUUAUUUUGCAAAUCAUAACUUUAUCUUGGUAAGUAAAUGCCAAGAGCAGUAUUGCCAGGUAAAAUACAGGACUCUCAGUUACAUUGGAAUUUCAGAGAAACAACAAAUCAUCUUUUAGUACCAGUGUGUUCCAAAUGUGUUCCAGUGUGUUCCAUUGCAUGGGAUAUAAUGAUGCUAAAAAUGAUUGUUUUUCUGAAAUUCAAAAUAACUGGGAGUACAGUCAUCUGUCAGUAUCCGUGGGGGAUUGGUUCCAGGAUCCCCCCACCCCUUCGAGAUACCAAAAUCUAUGGAUGUUCAAGUCCCUUAUAUAAAAUGGUGUAUUUGCAUAUAACCUCUGCACAUCCUUCUGUAUACUUUAAGUCAUCUCUAGAUUAGUUGUAAUACCUAAUACAAUGUAAAUACUAUGUAAAUAGUUGUACAUACAAUGUAAAUACUAAGUAUAUAGUUGCCAGGUGUGUGGCAAAUUCAAGUUUUGCUUUUUGGAACUUUCUGGAGGUUCCCCCUCCCCCCAAAUAUUGUCAAUCCAUGAUUGGUUGAAUCUGUGGAUGUGAAAUCCACAGAUAGGAGUGCCAACUAUAUUGUAUUUUUUAAAUUAAAGGUUUUAUUUUGAGAUAAUUGUAAAUUCACAUGCAGUUUCCUGAAAUAAUGCAGAACUGUCCUGUACCCUUUACCCAGUUUCCCCCAAUGGUAACAUCUUGCAAAACUUUACUGUGCUGUCACCACCGGGAUAUUGACAUUGAUGCGAUCAAGAUACAGAGCAAUUCCAUCUACCACAGCUGUGUUCCUCCUGUUGACCUUUCACAGCCACGCCUGCUCCUCCUUCCCCACCGCACCAAACCCUUGGCAACCACUAAUCUGUUCUCCAUUUCUAAAUUUUGUCGUUUUGAGAAUGUUUUGUAAGUGGAAUUGUACAGUAUACAGCCUUAGAGAUUGUUUUUUUUUUUUUUUUCACUUAGCGUAAUUCUCUUGACACUCAUCCAAGUUGUUUCCUGUAUCAGUAGUUCCUUUUUAUUGCUAAGUAGUGGUCUGUGAUAUGGACGUAAUGCAGUGUGUUCAGCCAUUCCCCUGCUGACAGACAUCUGGGUUGUUUCUAAUUUGGGGCUGUUAUGAAUAAAGCUGCUAUUAUGUACAUUCAUGUA
Molecule: messenger RNA, 7430 nt
Organism: Camelus dromedarius (Arabian camel)
Lineage: Eukaryota; Metazoa; Chordata; Mammalia; Artiodactyla; Camelidae
Gene: BAG4
Product: BAG cochaperone 4
Exons: 5
Coding region: 157-1524 (455 amino acids)
Biological process (GO): protein stabilization
Cellular component (GO): membrane; cytosol; nucleus
Molecular function (GO): adenyl-nucleotide exchange factor activity; protein-folding chaperone binding
Source: RefSeq, a predicted model, not a curated record